GUACACCCAGCCUUACUUGACGUCUGGGUAUCAUUCCAGUAUGGCGGAUGUAAAACCAGCGAGAUUGUGUUGAUGAGGUGAAUUUUGUAAGAUAUUGCAACUUGUGUGUUGAACCACAAUGGCCGGAGAUGAUGACCUAUCUGAGCUUACUUCAGAGAGAGAGUGUAUUGAUGAAGAGGUUCUUAAUGUGAUAGCAGUAGCUAAUGCUUUGGGUUCAAUAACACUAGAUAUCAGCAGGAGAGGUCUGACCCAUAUCCCUCAUCAAGUGUUUCUUCUGCAGCAUGUAGAGUAUGUUUAUUUGGAGGGUAAUGACAUAAGUCAUGUUCCAAGUGAGUUGUUUGAAAUGCUGGUUAAUCUGAAGUGGCUUGAUUUGAGAAACAAUCGGUUAAAGGAGGUGCCAACAUCCAUCAAGGAGCAUGGAUGUUUGAAGACUCUACUUCUUGAAGGUAAUCAACUGAAAGAGUUGCCAUGUGAACUAGGUUUUGUGAAAACACUGACAGGAUUGAAUCUACAGAGAAAUCCACUUGAGUUUCCUCCUCCUAAAGUACUGGAAAGAGGAGUGAAGGAGAUCUUGAGAUACCUGAGAGAUGCUAGUGGUGUAAGAGAUAGACGUCUUAUGUCUGCAGAUAUACAGCUUGAAGACCUUCAUUUGAGUGACUCAGUCCGCAAUUCUUCCGAGAGUGAUGGAGAUUGCCAUGGUAGUGAAGGUAAUGAGGAGCAGAUGAUGAGACAAAGCAGGAAGCUGCAGUCAGGUAGUCAUCAUUCUAUACACUCAGUGGGGAGUACAGAGGAUCUAGAAUUCCCAAGACCAACAUCUGUCUCAUUACAUCGGCACAUGUCAUAUGAAGAGUAUCGCCAACUUCAGUAUGAGAAAUUCAAACGAGCCGGUGCACUAGGUGUGCUUGGGAGAGACAAGCGUAAGAAGAAGAGGCGAAAGCGAGUGCGGACUCCCCCAUUACUUGACCCUCUUGAAUCUCGCAUGGCAGAAGAAAAACGACUGGCUAAACUCAGAGAGCUUCAGCAGAAACAAAUGCUCAUUGAACAAAGAAGAAAAGAUCAACAAUUGUUAGAUGAUUGGCGCACUGAAACUAAAGAAAUGCAGCGGAAACAUUACAUCAAAGCGAUCAAAAAUGCACAGCAAGAUUUCACUGAUCCCAGCUUGAAGACACCUUAUGAUACAGAUCCAAACUACAUGAAAGUCUUAUCAAAGGAAGACAGAAUCAAGCAAGAAAUAAAGAGUAAACACGAAGCAAUGAAGCAGAAGAUGGAUCCUGACACUAGUAAGAAAAUGGAGCAGGCUCGGGCGGAUAGGGAUCGUCAAUUAAUGGAGAGAAUUAAACGACACACCCUCAAGGUACAGGAAAGAAAACAACGCCCUCGUGGGAAUCCUAAAGAGGAAAUGGAAUCAGCUAAACAAGAUCUUAAAAUGGCCAGUGAUCUUCAGCGUGAAGUAAACCACAGGCGUCUGGAGUUAGAGUACAGAUUCCGUGCAUUUACUGGUGAUACUUCACCAAUACCUCGAUAGAACCACAGGCGUCUGGAGUUAGAGUACAGAUUCCGUGCGUUUACUGGGGAUACUUCACCAAUACCUCGAUAGAACCACAGGCGUCUGGAGUUAGAGUACAGAUUCCGUGCAUUUACUUGGGAUACUUCACCAAUACCUCGAUAGAACCACAGGCGUCUGGAGUUAGAGUACAGAUUCCGUGCAUUUACUGGGGAUACUUCACCAAUACCUCGAUAGAACCACAGGCGUCUGGAGUUAGAGUACAGAUUCCGUGCAUUUACUGGGGAUACUUCACCAAUAUUUCGAUAGAACCACAUGCGUCUGGAGUUAGAGUACAGAUUCCGUGCAUUUACUGGGGAUACUUCACCAAUACCUCGAUAGAACCACAGGCGUCUGGAGUAAGAGUACAGAUUCCGUGCAUUUACUGGGGAUACUUCACCAAUACCUCGAUAGAACCACAGGCGUCUGGAGUUAGAGUACAGAUUCCGUGCAUUUACUGGGGAUACUUCACCAAUACCUCGACACAAUUCAUCCGCACUCGUACCACUAACUGUAUGCGGAGGCCGUCGGGCCGACAGCCUUGUCGGGUCUGUAACUUCCGGGUUUAAUGUGUUUCUUGAAAAAGAAAUCCACUAGUGGAACAAAAUGGGGGGGCUCUAGGAUAUGCUAGUAUGCAGCUCAUGAAUAUGUAUAUCUUUCGUCAGACCUAUCAGACAAGUAGGAUGUGAAGCAAAUGAGUUAUUCAUUUUGACGUCCAAUCACGCACUUCCCUUAUCACGACCUUUGGACCCUAUCAUGCUCGCUGAGCGUCCGUGGUGGUGGUGUGUGAUGUAAACAUGUCUCGUACCUUUCGCGGGCAUUAUGGUAAUGAGUUGACCGUGGGAACACUUAGCUUAUUAUAAUAAUGAGGUCAGUUGCUUCAACACAGACCCUACAAGGCCGUCGGCCUGACGGCCGACGCAUGCGGAUAGUGUACGGGGGCAUCGUGUCGU
This is a messenger RNA of Asterias rubens (European starfish), 2496 nucleotides long. Its product is annotated as leucine-rich repeat-containing protein 27-like. NCBI's taxonomy places the organism in Eukaryota, Metazoa, Echinodermata, Asteroidea, Forcipulatida, Asteriidae. The record is from RefSeq and is a predicted model, not a curated record. The transcript is spliced from 12 exons. Gene Ontology annotation, molecular function: protein binding. The coding region runs from base 119 to 1525 and encodes 468 amino acids.